AGUCGCGUGAGGGUGUCCUUGUACGAGCUCUCGAAGGGAGCCUUUUCCGUCUCUCGCUCGCGCCUCGCUCCAGGGCGAUUGGGGCUGGGUUUGCGAGCCAGCCUCCGUGGGUCGUGCCUCGGGCCUCGCAUGCUGUGCUUACAUGCUGCAAGAUUGUCUUAGGGUGCAAUAGGCUUCUGACGCAGUGAUUAUGGAUAUGUUGAUAUCGGAGUUGAGUUGUUUAAAGCCAUCAAAAUGUAGCUCGGGAGUGACAUGCACAUCGCAGUGGUAGAGGUAGAAAGCCGCGAGGGAGAAUCGAGUCGUGUCCGAGCCAUAUGGGAGUGAGGUGUUGACGUGAUCGCAGCUGCAGCAGACUUGUGCUUCACCCGAUCCGCGGCCACCAUGAACAUCCUGAGGUUGGGGAGAGAACCUCCGUCCCUUUAUCACUGGACUGUUGCGCUGCUGGUGCUGGCGGCGGCCCUGUCUGCCCUGGGGUUCUCGGCUCAGGCCACUUCAGCAUUUGGACUUGACGGCGGCCUCUCGCGCGAGCAGCCUCCGUCGCGGCCCGAGCAGAUCUGGGACAACCCUCUCCUUCGCCCCGCCUUCGACAACACGACGGAGACCAACAUAGUCGCCUCCACCGGCCGGGUCGCCUACCUGCACUGCCGCGUCAACCACCUCGGGAACAGAGUGGUCACGUGGCUUCGGAAGCGCGACGCCCACGUGCUGACCUCGGGCCUGUUCUCCUACACGAACGACCAGAGGUUCACCGCCCUGCACGCCGAGGGCUCGCCUGACUGGGUCCUCAAAAUCACCUACCCGCAGACGAGAGACUCCGGGAUCUACGAGUGCCAAGUGUCGACGGAGCCCAAGAUAUCCAAGUUCUACACCCUCAACGUCGUGGAGUCCGUUGCUGUGAUAGAGGGGUCUCGUGACAAGCACAUGAGCGCUGGGAACACACUCAACCUCACCUGCUCUACGACCGUCAGCGGAGACCUGCCAACUUACUUCUACUGGUACCACAACGACAAGGUGGUGCAGUACACAGGCAAGAAGGACGUGUCGGUGCACACGGCGGACGGGAGGACCCAGCUCAUCGUGAGGGACGUCGGCCCGAAGCACUCCGGGAACUACACCUGCGCCCCUGAGAACGCCGCCCCCGCCACCGUGACGGUCUUCGUGCUCAGCGCAAAAUUGCACAAGGUAAAGCAUCGAACAGAAUCACAACAAAACAUCUGCAACACACAAUAUGCCUUGGAAAUUAACGAAGCCGUUCGCAUAAGCCCACGACGAUCUCCCCGCCACCAAAGCGUCCUGGUGCAGUGGGCGAAAGAGUUUAAGAGUCGCCGUGAAGACGUCCUCACACUUGACUCUGCACAUGAUUCGGGUCACGAGAGCAUUUCCUCCGGCAGAGGAGAUCAACGAAAGGGAUCUCUCUGUACUGCACCAGAAGAUAUUUCUAAGCCUGGUGAAGCCUUGAUGCCUUUCUGGCCGUUCAACGCGUGCUUGUAUCGUGCCAUGAGCCACAGAAGCGGUGUUAAGACUCUAUAA
Molecule: messenger RNA, 1530 nt
Organism: Penaeus vannamei (Pacific white shrimp)
Lineage: Eukaryota; Metazoa; Arthropoda; Malacostraca; Decapoda; Penaeidae
Source: RefSeq, a predicted model, not a curated record